AUAGAAACGUCCGCACAAUGUUUGUUUGGUGCAAUGAGAGUGAUCAAAAUGGGUCGUCUUCCACUUACUUUUUGCCUCACCUUUCUGCUUAUGGCCACGGUUACUUUUGGUGCACCUCCUAAAAAGUCCAUUGAUGUUCCUUUUGGCAGGAACUAUUUUCCCACUUGGGCUUUUGAUCACAUUAAGUAUCUCAAUGGUGGUUCUGAAGUGCAUCUCGUCCUUGACAAGCACACUGGCACUGGCUUUCAGUCAAAAGGUUCAUACUUGUUUGGCCACUUCAGUAUGCACAUAAAGAUGGUUCCUGGGGACUCCGCCGGAACUGUGACCGCCUUCUAUUUGUCAUCACAGAACUCAGAACAUGAUGAGAUAGAUUUUGAGUUCCUAGGGAACAGAACCGGCCAGCCUUACAUUUUACAAACAAAUGUGUUUACAGGAGGCAAAGGAAACAGAGAGCAGAGGAUCAACCUCUGGUUUGACCCUUCCAAGAACUAUCAUUCCUAUUCAGUUCUCUGGAAUAUGCAUCAGAUUGUGUUCUUUGUGGAUGAUGUUCCCAUAAGAGUGUUCAAGAAUAGCAAAGACAUUGGGGUGAAGUUUCCGCCAUUCAACCAGCCGAUGAAGAUAUAUUCGAGUCUGUGGAACGCAGAUGACUGGGCCACAAGGGGAGGGUUAGAGAAGACUAACUGGGCAAAGGCUCCUUUCGUCGCCUCCUACAGAGGCUUCCAUAUCGAUGGAUGUGAGGCUUCGGUGAAUGCUAAGUUCUGUGAGACGCAAGGGAAACGUUGGUGGGAUAAGAAGGAGUUUCAAGACUUGGAUGCUAAACAGUACAAGCGUCUCAAAUGGGUUCGUAAGAGAUACACUAUCUAUAACUAUUGUACUGACUGUGUCAGGUUUCGUAAGCCUCCUCCUGAGUGCCGCAGAGACCGUGACAUCUAGUGUUUUUUCAGAGUUCAUCUUUAUAUAUUUUCCCAGUUGUUGUAUCCACAAGCUUGCGAGCUAGAGAAACUUGAAUUGUUACAAUGGUUGGUACUUGUGAUGUAAACUAAUAAUAACCAUUCAUUAAAAGUCAAUGCGUCCAAACUAAUGGUGUAGAACGAUACAAAGUCAUACAACAUACAAAGUCGCUUAAAUGAAAAGAGACAAAGAAAAAACGCCGAUCUUAGUAAAGAAAAAGGUUUUCGGAUUCAGGUGGUAAGCUCCAUGAUGGCAGAGACUAUAUCUCCACUCCAUCAACGGUCUUGAGAGCUUUACACUCAUGCUUGGGUCAUCACAAGCUCAAUGUCAUUUGCCUCCACACCCCAUAAUCAAAAAGAAAAUAACCAUUAUGUCAUCGUCUCGCCGUCUGUGGGGAUCGAACCCACGGCCACGGGAUUAAAAGUCACGCGCUCUACCACUGAGCUAAGACGGCUUUGUUGACAUCUCUAACUAUCGUA
Molecule: messenger RNA, 1430 nt
Organism: Brassica napus (rape)
Lineage: Eukaryota; Viridiplantae; Streptophyta; Magnoliopsida; Brassicales; Brassicaceae
Product: probable xyloglucan endotransglucosylase/hydrolase protein 5
Biological process (GO): cell wall biogenesis; xyloglucan metabolic process
Cellular component (GO): apoplast; cell wall
Molecular function (GO): hydrolase activity, hydrolyzing O-glycosyl compounds; xyloglucan:xyloglucosyl transferase activity
Source: RefSeq, a predicted model, not a curated record